UUGAUUGAUGACCUUGUGAUUGGUGACUACGGUGGUGACUGCAGUGCUGCUUCUGCAUAUCGUGGGGCUGUGUGCCACUGCAACCAGGGCGGGCGAACUGUCCACAUGAAGCGUUUCGUGAAGGACUUUCGUGCAGAGAAGGUUUUUGGUGGCGACCUACAUCUUGAUCUGGGAGAAUGCUACAGUGUGAAGAAGAAGCUGAGGUCAACAUUAGUUGAAGUUGCUGUUGUUAUGAAGGACAGUAGUCUUUCACUGAAUACCUUUCAUGACGUUGUAAUAGGUACAGGCGCCGCAUUUGAUGGGUACACCUCUGCCACAUUGUCUGAUAUAUUUCAGUUUAUACCUUUUUAUUCAACUAUGGCAGACGCUCAUGUUGUUCUAACA
Molecule: messenger RNA, 384 nt
Organism: Trypanosoma theileri
Lineage: Eukaryota; Euglenozoa; Kinetoplastea; Trypanosomatida; Trypanosomatidae
Product: receptor-type adenylate cyclase
Exons: 1
Source: RefSeq, a predicted model, not a curated record